AAUCCGGGUUGUAAUUGGAUAAACCCGAAUCGUCCAGAUCGUUGGGGAAUCAGGUCUUCUUCCUGAAGAGACGAACGUAUCUUCUAAUCAUCCAGUUUCAUCACCAAUGGCGUCGGGGUGGGGAAUAACGGGGAACAAAGGGAGAUGUUACGAUUUCUGGAUGGAUUUCAGCGAGUGUAUGUCUCACUGCAGAGAGCCCAAGGAUUGCUCUCUUCUUCGCGAAGACUACCUCGAGUGUCUUCACCAUUCCAAAGAGUUCCAACGAAGAAACAGGAUAUACAAAGAGGAACAACGUAAACUAAGAGCAGCUUCAAAGAAAGGCCAAGAUACCGGCGGUGAUGCCACUCAUACUAGUAAUCACUAGUCGUGAAGCCAAGUUUGCAUCUUCCGUAACCAGGAAGAAGAAUAAUCAAAGUUUCGUGCAGAUUCUCUGUAUGUGUUGUGUGUCAAACUCCUUUUGAUUGUUUUCACUUUGCUUCUGCAAAUGAAUAUACUGUUUUUUUUUUCCUUCUCAAUUUGACUGAGUAUAUCCUUUGCCUGUUCAUCAAACAGACUUCUUUCAUGGUAAUAAUUUACUCUUACAGUUAAUCUUAA
This is a messenger RNA of Brassica napus (rape), 594 nucleotides long. RefSeq names its product NADH dehydrogenase [ubiquinone] iron-sulfur protein 5-B. The record is from RefSeq and is a predicted model, not a curated record. Gene Ontology annotation, biological process: mitochondrial respiratory chain complex I assembly. The transcript is spliced from 2 exons. The coding region runs from base 107 to 364 and encodes 85 amino acids. NCBI's taxonomy places the organism in Eukaryota, Viridiplantae, Streptophyta, Magnoliopsida, Brassicales, Brassicaceae.